This is a messenger RNA of Aphanomyces astaci, 615 nucleotides long. RefSeq lists its product as hypothetical. The transcript has a single exon. Bases 65 to 526 code for a protein of 153 amino acids. NCBI's taxonomy places the organism in Eukaryota, Oomycota, Saprolegniomycetes, Saprolegniales, Verrucalvaceae. The record is from RefSeq and is a predicted model, not a curated record.
CAGCUGGCGCCUAUGAGUAAUUGCGACCGCUAUACAAACCGCGAUCGUACCGUGUCCAAAUGCAAUGGAUAUAAUGACUGUGAGUACCUUGCUCAUUCUCCAAUUCACCAUGAACGUCAAAUGUGGCACCCUCUUCAAGAAAAGCUCGGGCAACGGGUUCUUCAAGCGCUACCAUUGGACACCUCGCCAUUGCAUUCUCACGACCACCUCACUCAGUUACUACACCCACCAAGGCGGAGCGUGGAAGGGCAGCAUUGACCUGACCGAGUGCACGUUGCAGUCGUUGGAAGAGAUGCCAGCAGAUUGUCCAAAGACUGGGCGAUCGGUGGCCACAGGGUGGCGGAUAGCCAUCCAAACGCCGACCAAACGGUACUUUAUUGCAGCGACUUGUGAACGAGACAUGCACGAGUGGCUCCAGGCGUUGAAAGUAGUGAUCAAGAUCAACGAAAUGCAGUGGAUGAAAACGCCCACCGCUGCCAAGCGCGUCGUUCAGCAGCGGACUACACAGUGUGGGGUCGUGCGUUGAGUUGCGCAUCAGCUAUUGAAGUAAUUUAUUCAAAAAGUUCACGUAAUAACGCUGACGCUUGGUUACAAUAGAAUGUACCUUUAAGCAUA